This is a messenger RNA of Pseudophryne corroboree (corroboree frog), 1072 nucleotides long. It is a transcript of the gene MRPL4, whose product is annotated as mitochondrial ribosomal protein L4. Gene Ontology annotation, cellular component: ribosome. Gene Ontology annotation, molecular function: structural constituent of ribosome. The transcript has 9 exons. NCBI's taxonomy places the organism in Eukaryota, Metazoa, Chordata, Amphibia, Anura, Myobatrachidae. The record is from RefSeq and is a predicted model, not a curated record. Gene Ontology annotation, biological process: translation. The coding region runs from base 86 to 997 and encodes 303 amino acids.
CGUCAUGCAGCGCGCCGGAAGUGCGGUAUCCAUGCUCUAACAGUGACCUUCUUGGCUGCAUGUGAGAGGGAGCAGAGCCGGGAGGAUGCUGAGGAGUCUCCUGCUGACCUGUGGGAGGAACGGGGCUGGGAUAAGGCUUUUCUCCUCUUUCUCGUCUGAACCUGCCAUUCCCCCAAACCUUAUUCUUCCGGCUGGACUGAAAGAUGGACCUACCAAAUUUCUUCGCCCUCCUGUGGACAUCUCUAAACCUGUCCUGCGAGCAUGUAAGCUCCCAGUUCCUUCUCACUUGUCACCCAUAACAGUUUGGUUGGAGUCCUUAAAUAGCCAUCCAGAAGAUGAACUGCAAGGUCUGGUCCAUCUACAUCCUGAUGUGUUCGAUGUCCCUCCCAGGAUUGAUGUCAUUCAUCAAGUUGUAACAUGGCAGCGAAACUUCAAAAGGAUUAGUUAUGCCAAGGCAAAGACUCGGGCAGAGGUCCGAGGAGGAGGCAGGAAGCCCUGGAGACAGAAAGGAACUGGACGAGCUCGGCACGGAAGCAUCAGAUCCCCUCUGUGGAGAGGAGGUGGAGUAGCUCAUGGCCCCCGGGGCCCGACAAGUUAUUAUUACAUGUUACCCAUGAAGCUCCGUGUUCUGGGGCUGAAGACUGCAUUAACCACAAAACUGGCUCAGAAUGAUCUUCACAUAAUCGAUUCUAUUGAGAUCUCCUCCCCAGACCCCGAAUACUUUAUUGACCUCCUAAAACAGCACCAAUGGGGCGAGUCCGUGCUGAUAGUUGACAGCAGUGAGAAUAUGCCCGAAAAUAUAUACAAUGCAACGGUCAAUUUGCAGAAGAUAACUGUAAUCCCAGCCAUAGGUCUGAGUGUCUACAGCAUGCUGAAGCACGAUACUGUUCUGCUGACAGUUGGAGCCGUGGAUUUCUUGGAAGAGAAGCUCCUGUGGCAAGACUCUCGCUACACCGCCCUCUACCCUUUCAGAUUACCGUACAGCGAUUUCCCUUGAGCAAGUGCAGUUUUAUUUUGCUUUUUCUUUGUAAAUACAGAAAACUUUUUUGAAAUAAAAGUAUGAGCAAAAGUG